AAUAGAAGGUAAAACGAGGCCACUUGUGACAUUUGAGGUGUUAAAAAAGAACAGAUUCAGACAGGAAGCCGUGGCCUCUAGUCUCUAGGUAGACCUUGGGUGUGAUACCGUCCCCCCAAACCAGUCAGUCAGUGUUUGUAUCACAUCCGAGCGACAUGGAGAUAACAACACUCUGCGCUGUUGUUGCUGCUCUCAGAGUCGUUCCCAACAGGUCCCAGUUCUUCCAGUACGAGGAAAUCUCUCUGAGCUGUCAGCAGCAGGGAAACUCUUCUGAGUGGACGGUUAAGAGGAACACAUCUCGAAAGAUAAACCAAGACUGUUUCACAUCCUGGGGUACAGUGAAUGAAUCCAUCUGUGUCACCAAUACCCUUUAUCCAGCAGACAGUGGAGUUUACUGGUGUGAAUCUGCAGCAGGAGAGUGCAGCGACCCCAUCAACAUCACUGUGACCAGUGGACUUGUGAUCCUGGAGAGUCCAGCUCUUCCUGUGAUGGAGGGAGAAGACGUGACUCUGCGCUGUACAAGCAGGAUGAAAUCCUCCUCCACUCUCAUGACUGAUUUCUAUAAAGAUGGACGUCUCUUCUGGAGCAGCUGUACAGGAAACAUGACCAUCUACAGUGUUUCUAAAUCUGAUGAAGGAGUCUACGAGUGUAACAUCUCGGGAGCCGGACAAUCACCAGACAGCAGGCUCACCAUCAAAGAAAAGCGUCCUGAUCUGCCAAACUCUCCGCUCGAGUUCGACAUUCUACUUCCUGUGGUGGUCGUGUCCCUCUCGCUGCUCUUGCUGGUUUCGGUGUUGCUCUUCUGCCUAUGGAGGAACCACAAAGAUAAAGACAACCCUGAGGUCUCGUAUGUUGAUGUCGUCGUUGUACAGGAUGUGCAACCAAAGAGAAUCAGAGAUCGAAGCGCUGCACCGACCUUCUACACAAAAGUCAAAGCUGGAAACACCUGACAGGAAACAGCACCAGUCUGGACUUUAUGGAUUAAAACAGAAUAAAUGUUCCUUGUACUUUUCACAGAAACCAAACUGGAGAAAAAACAUGAACUAAACUUCAUCAGCGAGGAGGAAAGCUCUGAACUCCCACACAACUAAACGUUUCAUUGAAACUGGUCUGCGGAAACCACAGACUGCAACUAUCCAGUGUACAUAUCUCCAAUACCAGCGUGGAGUAUCUGUCCAUUAAUUGAACUAUUUAAAUGACGUGUUUGUCAUCUCAGACAUUUACUAUUAACAUGUUGUCAUAUGACAUAUUUUUGACUCCGUCAUGAGGUAUGUAAUGUGUAUUUAUAGCUGAUGAAACAGGUAUUUCCUCAUUCCACCUCUGCUUGAAAUCAGCCACAGGGAACGUCUUCAUCGUCAAUGUUUCCACACUGAUUACACUCUUACGUUCCUGAGACUCCCGUCCACUUGAGGCUGGUCCAUGAUUCUGCUGAUUUUUAGAUUAGCCGGGAGGCAGUGUAGAUAAAACAUGACAUCUAUUUUUAGUGUGCUAAUUUGAUAAUUCAUUGGCAGAACUGUUGAAGGUUUUUAUGAGUCUGCUUAAUUACCAGGGUUUCCCUGUGUAGUUCCUUUCCUUGUUCUUUUGCCUGCCACUUUCUGUUCUGUGUAUCGCUGGGCGUGGCCUGAACCCUGGAACAUAUCUAUGAAAAGUGUCCGAAAAUAACUUCUGUUAUGAUGUGGUGCUAUAUAAACACAACUAAAUGAAAUGGAAAAUAAACUUCAACAUUU
This is a messenger RNA of Larimichthys crocea (large yellow croaker), 1727 nucleotides long. Its product is annotated as low affinity immunoglobulin gamma Fc region receptor II. Bases 156 to 950 code for a protein of 264 amino acids. Gene Ontology annotation, molecular function: transmembrane signaling receptor activity. The transcript is spliced from 6 exons. Gene Ontology annotation, cellular component: external side of plasma membrane. The record is from RefSeq and is a predicted model, not a curated record. Gene Ontology annotation, biological process: immune response; cell surface receptor signaling pathway. Lineage: Eukaryota; Metazoa; Chordata; Actinopteri; Sciaenidae.